Messenger RNA from Lotus japonicus, 3340 nucleotides. RefSeq lists its product as uncharacterized. Gene Ontology annotation, molecular function: nucleic acid binding. Lineage: Eukaryota; Viridiplantae; Streptophyta; Magnoliopsida; Fabales; Fabaceae. Gene Ontology annotation, biological process: DNA integration. The coding region runs from base 1 to 2550 and encodes 849 amino acids. The transcript has 5 exons. The record is from RefSeq and is a predicted model, not a curated record.
AUGACUUGUUUGGAGUGCAAAUUUUGUGGUGAAGCUCAUGAUAGUAACCAUUGUACUGUCAAUGAUGGUGAUAGCGAGACCAGUGCAUUAACUCAUGGAAGAGGAGCUUCAACCGCAGAACAAGGGCCUCUUGUCCAGCCGCAAAUUGUUGAAAGAACGGUUAGCAAGAGGAGUCUAGAGGAGCUGAUCGAGAGAUUCAUUGAUCAUACAACGAGCAAUUACAAGAGCCAUGAGAUGGCUAUAAAGAGCUUGGAGAACCAAUUGGGACAGCUAGCAAAGCAAAUGUCCGAUAAUCACCAAGGUAAGUUCUCUUCCGAAACUUUAACUUUGAUUGAGCAAGAAAAUACUGCUGUUGUUUCUACUAGGAGUGGAAGAGUGUUGCAUGAGGCAGAGAAAAAAAUUGAGGGAGAGAAAAAUGAGGAAGUUGAGGAAGAGAGAGAUGAGGAUGUCAUGGAGAAAAGAGCUAGAGAGCCCACUAGGACUAGGGUUGUAAACACUCAUAUCCCUGAGCUCCGCAAGAUUCCAUUUCCCAAGGCUUUGAGACCAUUCUUAGCCAUAGGUGAGGCUGAGAUUAAAGUGGCUAAGGGAACUCUAACAUUGAAAGUGGGUGAAGAGGAGGUCCUCUUCAAUAUCUUUGACUCUUUGAAACACCGAGCAGAUGAGGAAGUUUUCCGGUGUGAAGUAGUGGAUGAGCUCGUGUGUGAAGAGUUUGUUAGGAUAUCUAUUAAAGACCCCUUGGAAACAACAAUCAUGGAGGGGCUAGAAAUGGAGGACCAAAAUCUUGAGAGUGAACUUGAUUUUUUGUACCAUGAGGUGAAUGCUACUCUAUCUCAAUUAGAAUCUGUCUCAUCCCUUUCCACCGAAAGCAUGUGGAGAGAAGAGUUAAUUAGGGAUGAGGAGAUUCCGAUUGAGGAGAAGAGUGAGCUCAAGCCACUCCCUUCCUCUCUCAAGUAUGCAUAUCUUGAGGAAGGUGAGAAUAAACCUGUUAUUUUGAAUAGUGCUCUCACUCCCUUGGAAGAGGAGAAACUCCUCAGAGUUUUGAGGGAUCAUAAGUCAGCCUUGGGUUGGACUAUUGAUGAUAUCAAAGAAAAUUACAAACCUAUAGUCCAACCUCAAAGAAGACUUAACCCUUCCAUGAAGGAUGUGGUGAGGAAAGAGAUAAUAAAAUUGCUUGAUGCUGGUGUUAUUUAUCCAAUUUCGGAUAGUGAAUGGGACUCUAAGCCAAGGUUGAUUCGACGGGUCUUACUCCUUCAAGAGUUUGACCUUGAGAUCAUUGACCGGAGAGGCAAGGACAAUAGCGUGGCAGACCAUUUGUCAAGAUUGGAAGGUGGGGCGUGCAGCCCAAUACCUAUUCAAGAGGAGUUCCCGGAUGAGAAACUCCUAGCUGUUUCCACCGAGGAACCCCUACCCUGGUAUGUACAUUUUGCUAAUUUCCGUGUUGCUGGACUUAUUCCCCAUGACUUGACAUGGCAGCAAAAGAAAAAAUUUCUGCAUGAUGCAAAAUCUUACCUUUGUGAUGACCCUUUCCUUUUCAAAAUUUGUUCUGAUGGAGUCAUUAGAAGGUGUAUCCCAGAUAGUUGUGAUAGAUGUCAACGAACUGGUAACAUCUCAAGGAGAAAUGAGAUGCCCCUAAAAAAUAUUUUGGAAAUUGAGUUGUUUGAUGUUUGGGGCAUCGAUUUCAUGGGACCUUUCCCACCUUCUUUUGGUUACCAGUAUAUUUUAGUGGCUAUUGAUUAUGUUUCCAAGUGGGUUGAAGCCGCUGCACUCUUAACAAAUGAUUCUAAGGUGGUGGUUGCUUUUCUAAAAAGGAACAUUUUUACUAGGUUUGGUGUCCCUAGGGCUAUUAUAAGUGAUGGGGGUACUCACUUUUGUAACAGAGCUUUCGAGGCUCUUUUGGAAAAAUACGGUGUCAAGCACAAAGUGUCUACCCCCUAUCACCCUCAAACUAGUGGGCAAGUUGAGAUUUCUAAUCGGGAGUUAAAACGUAUUCUUGAAAAGGUGGUAGAUUUUUCCAUAAAGGAUUGGUCAAGGAAACUUGACGAUGCUUUAUGGGCCUACCGAACCGCUUUUAAAACUCCGAUUGGUACCUCUCCUUUCCACUUAGUUUUUGGGAAAGCGUGUCACUUACCUGUGGAAUUAGAACACAAGGCCUAUUGGGCCAUAAGGAAAUUGAAUUUUGAUUGGAAAGUUGCUAGCGAGAAGAGACUCUUGCAAUUGAAUGAGCUUGAUGAGUUUCGACUCCGAGCUUAUGAGAGUGCUAGCAUCUACAAGGAAAAAAUAAAGAAGUGGCAUGAUAGAAAAAUUUUGAAUAGGGAAUUUGUCUCAGGGCAAUUGGUGCUGCUCUUCAAUUCUAGGUUGAGACUCUUCCCUGGGAAACUUAAGUCUAGAUGGUCUGGACCCUUUGUGGUCAAGAGGGUGUUUCCUCAUGGUGCUGUUGAGGUUGAAAACCCAGAGACCAAGAAUACUUUCACUGUGAAUGGGCAGAGGUUGAAAGUGUACCAAGGUGGUGAGGUUCUGAAGUUGGAAACCAUGUUUUUCAAACCUCCUUGACAAGGGGGAUAGUCUACCUAAGACUAUAACAAUGGGCUGCUUGGGAGACAACCCAAGUUUUUUUUUAUUUUGCUUGUUUGGUUGUUGCAUUUUGCAGGGAUUGAGAGCCUAAAUUAUGGAGUAGGAGGUGGCUCUAAGGCCUCCAUGGUAAUUAGUAAAGAAGGUCAACUCUUCCCUUUAGUUUAGCUCAUGCAUUUUUACAUAUUUUUUCUUUUGUAGCUUUUAUUUUUCUUUUUAUCAUGCAUUGUUAUUUAAGUUUUUGUUUUUGGGUCUUUUACUUCCCUAUACUCACAUGCCUUUAGCUAUAGUUUUGUUUCCUUACAUGUGCUGUUUUUGAAAAUGCUUUUGUGAAUACUUGCUGCUGUUUUUGGGAAUGAGUGAUUGCAUGUUUAGGGAAGAGAGGAGGAGACUUCGGUCUUCCGAGUGUUUCUUGAGAAAGGAGUCGAGGUGAGUCCAUUAAGGGUCUAUCUUUGACCCUUCACCAUAAAAUUUCCCUGGAGGAUCCUGACUCACUUGCAAUUCUUGGUUCUGCAUUAAUUUCACUCAUAGCAUGCUUUGUGAUUCUUGCUUUAUUCUUGAGACUUGUAGGAUUUCUUGAGAUUCUAAAUUAGUUGAUUGAACAUUGUCUUUAGUUGCCCCACUUGAGCCUUUUUGGAGAUUUUAUUGUAGCCAAGUGAUUGGGGCGGAUGUUUGGUUGGAAUAUUCGGGAGUGAUGGUCCUUGAUAUAUUGGUAAGGAGCUGAAAAAAUUGUGAAAAGGUCUCUUGCCCCUAGGGAAAAAGUUAUUGAAAA